Adineta ricciae is the source of this 1038-nucleotide messenger RNA. The record is from the annotation of a GenBank genome assembly. Lineage: Eukaryota; Metazoa; Rotifera; Eurotatoria; Adinetida; Adinetidae.
AUGUCAUCGCUUCGUGUUCUUCAUCUAGUUGGCUCUACAUACAACGAUUUUUAUUGUGAUCUAUCAUAUCGAUAUGCGGAAGGUUGUUUAGAAAAUACAGCCAAUGUUUCGUCGAUAAAAAACUUUCAAAUUGCAUAUGUAACACCCGAUAGUUAUUGGCGAUUUGUUUCUUCGCUCAAACAAGACGAUAUUGAUGCCGCCAAACCAAUGUGUCUGGUCGAUGCUAUACAAUAUAUCAAAAAAGAAGGUUUCGAUCUUGUCAUACCACACAUGUAUUGCAUACCUGGAGUGACGUAUUAUCGUGCAUUGUUCGAUCUUCUUCGCAUACCUUACAUCGGAAAUACGCCAGAUGUCAUGGCGUUAACAGCUCAUAAAGGUAGAACCAAGGCAGUUGUUGCAGCAGCAGGUGUUAAAGUUCCCGCUGGUGAAUUACUUCGUCGUGGAGAUGUCCCAACUAUUCUACCACCAGUCGUUGUCAAACCCGUAAGCGCUGAUAAUUCCUUGGGUAUAUCGUUAGUUAGGAAUAUGAAAGAUUGUAGUGUUGCACUUGAACAUGCGUUUCAACAUGCAGAUGAAGUCUUAGUAGAAAAAUUUAUUGAACCCGGUCGAGAAGUUCGAUGCUGCAUUAUUGUAAAAGAUGGCCAACUCGUUGCUUUACCAUUAGAAGAAUAUCUUUUAGAUAUUAACGAUCGGCCCAUUCGUGAUUAUGCUGUUAAGUUUCCCGAAUUAGAUGAUGAUGGUGAAUUUAUUGGUUAUCCCGACGACGAUGUUGGAAAACAUUGGAUUACGAAUACCAAUGAUCCGGUAACUCAGCAAGUUCAAGAAAUGGCGAAGAUAUGCCAUCGGGCUUUAGGUUGUCGGCACUAUAGCCUAUUCGAAUUUCGAAUCGAUCCUAACGGAGAAGCUUGGUUUCUAGAAGCUGGUUUAUUUUGUUCAUUCGGUGAUGGUGGCGGAUUAUCCCUGAUGUCCAAAACUGCUGGAAUAUCUUUAGAAAAUUUAAUUGAAACAAUGAUUAAAGAAGCAAUGAACACCGUCUGA